GACACGAUGGCGCGUCUUCACGUCGUCCUGGCCCUCGCAGGCCUUGUGCUCGCCGUCCACGCGGAGAUUGCCGCCGCCGGUUUCUUUGCCCCGGCGGUGCUCGACGUGGACAGUCCAAAACAAAACGAGGAGGCCUUCCAAGACACCAUGCGCUGCGUUCUCAGCCGUGACGACUACAAGUUCUGCGGCUCCAACUCUGUCUCCAUUAAAUAUACCAUAUGGCGGCUCUUGGAGAAAGGCUGCAACAGCUGUACGGAAGACGAGCGGAAGGUGUACAGUUUCAUGGCGUACCUGUCCAACAACAGGUCGAAUGAGUGGCAGCAAGUCCUGAGUAUGUACGACCCCCAGGGCGACUUCAAGAGGAAGAACGGCGAUCAGUGGAAAGGAUACGGCGUCCUUCUGUAAAGCUCUUGUAUCCGAUACCAUUUGGCGGCUAUUGGAGAAAGGGUGCAACAGCUGUACGGACGACGAGCUGAAGGUGUUCAGGUUCAUGGCGUACCUGUCCAACAACAGACCGAAUGAGUGGCAGAAGGUCCUGAACCAGUACGACCCACAGGGCGAAUUCAGGAGGAGGAACGGCGCACAGUUGAGACAAUACGGCGUUGCUGUGUAAUGCUCUUGUAUACAGUAAAAA
Messenger RNA from Schistocerca americana (American grasshopper), 634 nucleotides. RefSeq names its product ejaculatory bulb-specific protein 3-like. Bases 7 to 405 code for a protein of 132 amino acids. Lineage: Eukaryota; Metazoa; Arthropoda; Insecta; Orthoptera; Acrididae. The record is from RefSeq and is a predicted model, not a curated record. The transcript has 3 exons.